AUGAUGGCGUCCCCGUCUGGAGGCGAGGAUGGUGUACCUCGUGCGUUGCUGGAGCACGCGGUAGCUUGGUCGGCGACUAACGGCCUCGGUAUGGUGGUCAACGACGACAAGGGCCUCUUCACCAGCACGCACUUGCCCUUCAGUCUACUACCUUACGCUCUGCCCGCAGACUCCUACGAGCAAACCAAGGUCCUUGCUCCUUUGUUCAACACCCUGGUCGACAGGAUCAGCCGCGACGGGCCGUGGCUCAAGGAGGUCCUGAAAGAUGUUCUGGCCGGGGACGACUUCACCUCGGAGCUGGUGCGCAUCCACGAGACCAUCGAGGCGGAGGGAGGGCCACGGCAGCCGGUGUGCCUUGCAAUCAACCGGUCGGACUACAUGCUGCACGUUCCCGAGGACGGAGUGACAGCCCCACACUUGCUCCAGGUUGAGCUUAACACAAUCGCCUCUUCAUUCGGGUGCAUGAGCGCCCUCACCGCAAGGCUGCACCGCCACCUCCUCAGCCGCUUCGGCGACGAGCCCUCCAGCGCAGGGAAGGCCAUCAGAGACCACGCUGCCUCUGUCGGGAUCGACACAACUACUACCACGGCCGCCGGAGACGGUGGGCUGGGGGAGCUGAUCCCCCAGAACCCGACCCUGACGGCGCUGCCCAAGGCGCUAGCCGAGGCGCACAAGUGCUAUGGUAAGCCGGACGCGGUGGUGCUGUUCGUGGUGCAGCCCGGGGAGACGAACGCGGUGGACCAGAGGCUGUUGGAGAUGAACCUCUGGGACCAUCACGGCGUGCGCGUGGUGCGCAUGUCGCUCGCAGAGAUCGAAGCCAGCGGUGUCUUGGGCGAGGACGGGACGUUGACGGUCGACGGCGGCGCCGUCGAGAUAGCGGUGGUUUACUUCCGGGCGGGGUACGCUCCCAACGACUACUUCGGGCGGGCGGAGUGGGACGCUCGGUUGAAGCUGGAACGAUCGACGGCGAUCAAGAGCCCGAGCAUAGGGUACCACCUGGCCGGCACGAAGAAAGUGCAGCAAGUGCUGGCGCAGGAGGGGCAGGUGGAGCGGUUCCUCGGGGCAAGCGAGAGCGCCGCGGUUCGGCGCUGCUUCGCAGGCUUGUACUCGGUCGGGCCGGACGGCGACGCCGCCGCGACGGCGGACGCGGUGGCCCACCCGGACCGGUACGUGCUGAAGCCGCAGCGGGAGGGCGGGGGCAACAACCUCUACGGGCCGGAGCUCAAGAGCAAGCUGGACGCCGGCGGCGCCACGGACGACGAGCUGCGCAGCUUCGUCCUGAUGCAGCGGAUCUUCCCCAAGACGCAGCCCGCCGUUAUGGUGAACCGCGGGAAGUGUGUGUCCGGGGAUUCGAUCAGCGAGCUAGGGGUGUACGGCACGUACCUGGGCGGCGGGGAGGGCAAGGAGUUGCUGAACGAGUACGCGGGGUACUUGGUCAGGACCAAGAUGGAGGGCACAGACGAGGGUGGCGUGGCCACGGGGUACGCGGUGUUGAGCUCGCCCAUUGUCGGUGGACGAGGAAAGGCUAGUUGAUGUGGUUGUUCGUUAGACGUGCGUGGCGGUGGAGAAUGUUUGCUUCAUGGUUUGAGGUUCAGCUUGUUGUCGUGCGAAUUCGUGUAACGGUACUUUGGUUUUGUUUGUGCGUGCUGUAGUCUCCCAUCACACAGCAUGUCGCCGUGUAAAUGAUUGUCGUCCGCAUUGCUGCCAACGGGAAGUGAGAGAGGCGCUACAUUUAGUGGAUUGUUGUUGGUCAUGACGAGUUGAUGGGCAAGCCCAAUACGACUUGUUGAAGCAAUAGGAUGUUGAAAACGUGAGAGGCCGUUUGUUUUUAACUAGCCAGCUUUGAUGCCCCCCUCGCGCUGAAGUCUUCUGAUGUUAGUCACGGCAUGUUAGCCACGGCAUCCUUGCCAUAAAGCGAAACCGCCAAACACCGCGUCACUUAGUAGUGAAGAAUAUGCUCGCUCUUGUUUUGGGCAACCCUCGCAGCUUAUUAUAUCCUCGGAGCAGGAACCAACAGAGGAUGUAGGUUUCAGGUGUGGGCGUGGGGUGAGAGUUGUUAUCUCUUUUCAUUGUCUAAACCUUCAAGUUCGUAAUGAAGGGGUGGCGGCGCAUUCUGUGGUUGAAGCGUUCGUUCGAUGAUGACAAGCAUUAGCCGAUGUUUUCAUUGAGCAAAAAUGUGAGGUGCGUGGUAUUAUAGUAGGUGUGAUCAGAAAAUGAAAAAAUUGCGACCAUCAC
This is a messenger RNA of Ectocarpus siliculosus, 2235 nucleotides long. Lineage: Eukaryota; Phaeophyceae; Ectocarpales; Ectocarpaceae. The record is from the annotation of a GenBank genome assembly.